This is a messenger RNA of Nylanderia fulva, 3081 nucleotides long. Lineage: Eukaryota; Metazoa; Arthropoda; Insecta; Hymenoptera; Formicidae. The record is from RefSeq and is a predicted model, not a curated record.
AUGACCAUCGCGCCAGCGGAUAAUCGCCGUGGGAAUGCACUCCACCGCUAUUAUAUCCCGCAUCAUGCUGUCGUACGAGACAGCAGUGCCACGACGCGCUUACGCGUCGUUUUCAACGCGUCGUGUCGAACCUCGGACGGCACAUCCUUGAACGAUCACUUGAUGGUCGGGCCUAAGCUCCAGCUCGAUCUCGCCACGGUGCUAAUGCGAUGGCGUCAACAUCGCUAUGUCUACACUGCCGACAUCGCAAAGAUGUAUCGGCAAAUUCUAGUUGACCAACGCGAUGUUGACUACCAGAGGAUUCUGUGGCGAGAGUCUCCGGAACAACCAGUCGAGGAGUAUCAACUACUCACAGUUACCUACGGCACCGCUUCCGCUCCUUACCUCGCUCUCCGUGUUUUGCGACAGUUAGCGCAAGAUGAAGGCGCCUCAUUUCCGCUCGCGGUUCCGGUUCUCCUUUCGCAACUUUACGUCGACGACAGCGUGUUCGGCGCCGACGAUAAAAUUCUCGCGCGCCAGACUCGCGACCAACUUGUCGCUUUAUUAGAAAAGGGCGGUUUUCGCUUGAGAAAAUGGGCAAGCAAUUGCGCAGAUCUUCUAUCGGAUAUUGAUCCGUCCGAUCACGGUCUUGCCUGCUCAAAGGAGCUAUAUGAUGAUGAGCGAUUGAGCGUGCUAGGUCUCACGUGGGACCCGUGUCGCGAUGUCUUUCGGGUUAAAGUUUCUCUCCCGACACAUAUUUCGAAAACGAAACGCGAGAUCUUAUCGACCAUCGCCAAACUAUUUGAUCCGCUCGGUUGGAUCACCCCCGUCGUGAUUACCGCAAAAAUAUUUCUGCAAACAUUGUGGCAAUUAAAAUGCGAUUGGGACGACGACAUUCCCGGCGAUUACGCAACCGACUGGGAACGCUAUUAUUCGCACUUAUCGUGCCUUCAUCAACUCGAAAUCGCGCGCUGGACGCGAUCCGGCUCUCAUACCUUGAAAACGGAGUUACACGGUUUCUCAGACGCCUCUACGAAAGCCUAUGCGGCGGUAGUCUACCUCCGUAACAUUAACAUCGACGGAUCGGUCGACGUUUUCUUGCUCGCCGCGAAGUCCAAGGUCGCCCCUCUCAAAACAUUAAGCGUUCCGCGUCUCGAGUUAGCCGCUGCACAUCUUCUUUCGCGCCUCGUGCAGUUCGUUCGAACGACGCUUCAACUGCCGAACAUCGAAAUACAUUGUUGGACGGAUUCCACCAUAACGCUAGCCUGGCUAAGUAAAUCGCCGUCUUGCUGGCGAACGUUCGUAGCAAAUCGCGUCGCGGCCAUUCAAACGACCUUACCGGACAUACCGUGGCGCCAUGUUCCGACUUACGACAACGCCGCCGAUGCCGCGUCCCGUGGUCUUGCUCCGGAGGAACUAGCUCCACAUCCGUUAUGGUGGCACGGACCCCCGUGGCUGUCUUUGCCUCCAACCUCUUGGCCGAACGGCAAUCUCAUACAAGAUGAGAUCACAUCCACCGAUCUUUUGGAGAAACGAAACGUACACGUCACGGAUUCUCCGGCGCCUCCGGAAUUAUGGGAUCUCGCUUUUCGCUUCUCAUCAUGGCCGAAAUUGCUUCGCGUGACCUCGUAUCUAAUUCGAUUCGGGAAUCUCGCGCGACGGCAAAAUCAAUCACUCGAACGCAGUUCGCGCGUCGACGAAAUCGCCGCAGCCAAAGCGUACUGGCUCCGCUGUAUACAGGCAGCUAUGUUUCCCGCUGAAUUAGUCUGUCUCGCUGCGAAGAGAUCCGUGUCCAAAUCCAGUCCGCUUUCAUCUCUCAAUCCUUCGCUGAGCGACGACGGACUCAUCCGCGUCCGCGGACGUCUACGUCACGCUCGCCUGCCAGAUUCGACGAAGUACCCGAUCGUCCUUCGGUCGCAUCCUCUCCUUUCCCUCAUCAUCGAUCAUCACCAUCAUCGCAUGCUACACGGCGGUUCACAACUCACUCUCGCAUCCUUACGUUCCGAAUUCUGGAUUCUUCGCGCUCGCACUUGUACCCGCGCAGUCCUUCACAAAUGUGUGCGAUGUGCCCGCGAGGCUGCGACCAUUCCAAAUGAACUCAUGGGAGAUCUUCCGUCGGUUCGCGUAAAUCGCGCGGCGCGACCGUUUUCACACACGGGAGUCGAUUAUGCUGGUCCUAUUUUGUUACGAAGUACACCCGGGCGCGGACAUAAGUCUCACAAAGCGUACAUCGCCCUGUUUGUAUGCCUCACUACUAAGGCUAUCCACCUUGAAGUCGUGACCGAUUAUACUUCGGCCACCUUUAUCGCGGCGUAUCAUCGGUUCGUGUCCAGACGAGGUCUUCCCCAGGGGAUGUAUUGCGAUAAUGGCACAACUUUCCAAGGAGCCGAUCGCGAAUUAGCCGAUGCACAUCGUCGCGCCCUCCGCGAUCCAAAUUUUAUUGAGGCGACCGCUUGCGAAAAAACAUCGUGGCAUUUCCUUCCCCCGGCCGCCCCACAUUUCGGUGGUCUCUGGGAGGCCGGUGUGCGUAGCGUCAAAACGCACCUCAAACGUUGCAUAGGUGCUCACACUCUCACGUACGAAGAAAUGAACACCCUUCUCUGUAAAAUCGAAGCGUGUUUAAAUUCUCGACCGUUAUCCGCCGUCUCCGAGAAUCUGGAAGACUACCGCGUUUUAACUCCUGGGCAUUUUUUAAUCGGCGCUCCGUUAGCAGCGGUUCCCGAACCCAGCGUUCUCGACCUGCAUGAAAAUCGAUUGUCACGCUGGCAGAUGACGCAGCGCAUCACCGAAGGUUUUUGGAGAUCUUGGCGCAACGAUUACUUGCUCACCCUCCAACAACGCCCAAAAUGGCGAAUUGUACAAAAAUUAGCGCGCGUCGGUCAGUUAGUUCUUCUACGAAAUCCGCUAGCUCCCCCGAGUCAAUGGGAGCUCGGCCGAAUUGUUGCGUGCCAUCCCGGAGCCGACGGCUUGACGAGAGUCGUCACCGUCCGAACGAGCCGCGCAGAAUAUAAGCGCCCUAUCACCAAAAUUUGUUAUCUUCCCGUCGACAUCAAUCAAGAGAUGUCAAUGAUAUCCGGCUCGGCGGGCGGAGAUAAAAAGUAA